AUGUUGGAUCUCUGUGUCACCAUCAAAGGGGUGUCCUUCCUGUUGCAAACAGGGUUAGGGUUCCUGGGGAACACCCUGGUGCUGCUGGCCUACACCCAGGUUGUCUACUCUGAGUACCGACUCCAGCCUGUGGACAUAAUUCUCUGCCACCUAGCCUUCGUUGACCUGCUGCUGCUCCUCACCCGCUGCGUCCCCCAGACUAUGACUGUGUUUGGCCUGCGUGACCUGCUGAAUGACCCGGGCUGCAAGGUGGUCAUCUACACCUACCGCAUCUCCCGGGCUCUGUCAGUGUGCAUCACCUGUAUGCUCAGUGUGUUCCAGGCAGUGACCAUUGCCCCUGCAGGUGGACCCUGUUUGUCCAGGCUUAAGGCCCGGCUUCCCAGGCUCAUCGUGCCCACCAUCGCAGGGCUGUGGCUCUUCAACAUGGCUAUAUGCUUCGCAGCUCCACUUUUCUCUAUUGCCCCUCGCAACGGCACGGUGCCUGCCUUCACCCUCAACCUGGGCUUCUGCCACGUGGACUUCAGGGACAGGCUGUCCUACAAGAUCAAUGGAGUGGUUGUCUCUACACGGGACUUUGUCUUUGUGGGGCUCAUGUUGUGGUCCAGUGGCUACAUCCUUCUCCUCCUCCACCGUCACAGCCACCAGGUGAGAAGCAUCCGACGAUCAUCCCAGGGUGGAGGAGCUGAGACUAGGGCUGCCAAGACAGUGAUCACCCUGGUGGUGUUGUAUGUUGUAUUCUUCGGCAUAGACAAUAUCAUCUGGAUUUACAUGCUGACGGUAGAUAAGGUGUCUCCAGUGGUAGCUGACAUGAAGAUCUUCUUCUCCUCCUGUUAUGCCUGUCUCAGCCCCUUUUUCAUCAUCAGCUCCAAUAAGAAGGUCAAGAGUAAGUUGGUGUGCGUGGCAGCUGACCAAGAGCAGCCAUCAGUUGACACCCAGGACUCUAAUGACAAGAUGUAAAAUGCUCCCAAAAUUCUGGGCAGAUAUAUUUUCUUUUUCUGGGGCUAUUAAUACCUCAUGGAGGGUUUUGCUGUGAUUAAUUUGUGUGACUAUGCCUAUGUACCCUACUUGUUAUAGGCAUUUUAUUUAUUUGUGUAAAUAAAUUAUUUACAGUUUUCAGGAUUUUAGAUUGAACUAGUCUGACCUGAGGUUUGAAACUAUAUUAUCAUUCAUUAUAUUGGACAAGUAGGAGCUGUGAAGAUAGACAGCAAAUACAGUAGCAUACAAUACAACAAUGUCGUCUAGCUAUACUUUAAAAAAAAAAUAGCUAUAUGAAAUGCAAUGGAAAUUAAUCAAAUCAAAUCUAAUCAAAUUUUAUUUGUCACAUACACAUGGUUAGC
Molecule: messenger RNA, 1337 nt
Organism: Oncorhynchus gorbuscha (pink salmon)
Lineage: Eukaryota; Metazoa; Chordata; Actinopteri; Salmoniformes; Salmonidae
Product: olfactory receptor class A-like protein 1
Exons: 1
Coding region: 1-957 (318 amino acids)
Biological process (GO): G protein-coupled receptor signaling pathway
Cellular component (GO): membrane
Molecular function (GO): pheromone receptor activity
Source: RefSeq, a predicted model, not a curated record